AUGCAGUGGUUACUUAAAUUCGCAGCCGGAGCGCUUCUAGCUGUCUCAACCGUUGUCGCAACGUCCGACGGAACAGCAUCGCCAAGAACCGCGAAUAGAAGAUAUAUAGAAGAACGAAAUGGGGUACAUUACAACGUCUUCGAACAUGUUGCCACGCGAUCCAAGUUAUCAUUCGUCAAGAACUCGGGAAUAUGUGAAACCACGCCAGGCGUCAACCAGUAUUCGGGAUAUCUCACGGUGGGCGAGAAUAUGAACAUGUGGUUUUGGUUCUUCGAAGCUCGCGAGAAUCCUCAAAAGGCUCCCUUGGUGGCAUAUUUAGACGGCGGCCCGGGCGCUGCUUCAGAGUAUGGGCUCUUCACGCAAAUUGGACCUUGCCACUUUGUCAAUAACGAGACAACACCGUCAUUGAACCCAUAUGCCUUCAACAACUAUGCCAACAUGCUCUAUAUUGAUCAACCCAUAGGCGUGGGCUUCUCAUAUGGAAACGAGACCACCACUGAAUAUGAAAAUCGAGAUUUCGGCGUCGUCACCGAAUCGUACGGAGGCCAUUAUUUACCCGAAUUCACACGUUAUAUUUUGGAGCAGAAUGAUGCGGUUAUUCGAGGAGAUCUCCAAGGCGAAGAAAUCCGUAUGGUGGGUGUAGCCAUUCACAACGGAUGGUUCGACGCCGCAAUCCAAGAAAAGUCCAACAUCGAGUACAUGUACAAUAACUCGUACAGGCAAAUCAUCAAUGAGUCAUUCCAUGACGAACUCUUGGACAAGUACAACACGACUGUCAAACCUGCGCUGGACCUUUGCCAUACCAGCGGUACGAAUGCCAAUUGCUUUGCCGCUUAUACGUCGUACUCGAAUACGAUCGAGUUCCCGAUACUAGCUGUUUUCAGAGAGAAAUCUUCUAACGGGUAUUAUCUGGGUGACAUCCGUGAGCCGUAUUCGAGACCCCCUUCGACACAUGUCGAGUAUCUGCAAAGAUCAGAUAUCCAGAGAGCUAUUGGAGCGAAGGCAAACUAUACGGAUCAAGCAGGGGAGAUUGGGUUCUACUAUUCUGGUGAUGAUGCGCGCUCAUUCAUACCUCAGCUCUCGGAUAUUGUACAAGCUGGCAUCAAGGUCCUCAUCUGGACUGGUGACGCCGACUACGUCUCGAAUUGGUACGGUACACUUGACGUGGCACAUGCCGUCGAAUGGUCCGGAAAAGACGAGUUCGCGACCAAGACGCUAGAGCCGUACACCCUCAAUGGGGUAGAGAAGGGAACGUUUAAAUCUGUAGAUAACUUCACCUUCAUGCGUAUAUACGAGGCAGGACAUAACGUACCGUUCUAUCAACCGGAAGCCUCGUUACAGAUUUUCAGGCAAUUCAUGGAGACGGGUAAUGUGAAUCCUACAUGA
Molecule: messenger RNA, 1386 nt
Organism: Annulohypoxylon maeteangense
Lineage: Eukaryota; Fungi; Ascomycota; Sordariomycetes; Xylariales; Hypoxylaceae
Product: putative carboxypeptidase S1
Exons: 5
Coding region: 1-1386 (461 amino acids)
Biological process (GO): proteolysis
Cellular component (GO): fungal-type vacuole
Molecular function (GO): serine-type carboxypeptidase activity
Source: RefSeq, a predicted model, not a curated record